This is a messenger RNA of Chinchilla lanigera (long-tailed chinchilla), 5309 nucleotides long. It is a transcript of the gene Skida1, whose product is annotated as SKI/DACH domain containing 1. The transcript is spliced from 2 exons. The record is from RefSeq and is a predicted model, not a curated record. NCBI's taxonomy places the organism in Eukaryota, Metazoa, Chordata, Mammalia, Rodentia, Chinchillidae. Bases 3197 to 5149 code for a protein of 650 amino acids.
GGAACAAAAGAAUGUAUUAGACAAGAAGAAAGAUAUGUAAUAGGUGUAUUAAAAAUGUAUAAAAAUAAAGGUGUCUGGGUACACAUACAGAGACACUGCAUAAAUAGUAAUAUAUAGACACAUUUCCUAAAUCCCUUGGCUCUUAUUUUUCUCUAAUUGACCCAAAAGAUCAGAUUAUACAUUUAGUUUUUCUUUAAUACUUCAUAUCCUACUAGUUUUCAAAACCAUCUAUAUAGUAUUUCAAGGAUGGAAAGAGAAAGAGCAAAAAGAAGGUAAAUUUGAAAUGGUCACUAAAUCAUGUUGCUAUGUGCUGAAGGAAGAGGAAUGUGGGGCGUGUGUGUGUGUGUGUGUGUGUGUGUGUGUGUGUGUGUGUAUGUGUGCGCGCGCGCGCGUGUAAAUCCAAACAGGAAUCAAGAACAACUAAAACUACCCCCCCUCCAAAAAAAGGAGGCUCUAGCCAAUCUUUUGUAAUGUCUUCUCAAAGGCUUUUUUUGAGUUUACUAUUUCUUGGCUGUUUGACUCUCUGGUCUAAAUCUUAAAGCUGGAGGAGGGGAAUGGGCGGGGGUAGGGUGGGAGGAGAGGGCUAGCAGUAUAUAAGUGCAUCAGGAGGAAUUUUAAAACGGCAUUAUUGUUACUGGCAAUGGAAAGACUCUGGUCAUUCUACUUUUAAAAACAAACACCAGCAUCUGCUUUUCCUGGAAACUUUGUUUUCUGCUUAAACCUUGUGCAUUUUGCCUCCUGUGAAAGUGAAAGAGAAAAACGCCGUGUGAUAGAUCCAGAUGCAAAAGAAAGGCAACUCGGUGGAUGGUAUUAGCUGUGACGAGGCAUUGUUCAUCGCUGCCUCUCGGUUACGUUUAAAGCCUGAAAUAUCACGAGAUCCAUUCUAUGAUCCUUCUCUCAUUCAAGGGACAAAAAUGUAAUUUGCUGUAGCUCUGAUUUCUUGGAUGGAAAUGCUUGCCUUAGAUUUCAAAGGCAAGAACUAGACAUCGAGGUUUGUACACACAUUGAUUAAGUUGAAAAGCGGCGAUUACAUCUGUGCUGAGUGCAACAGUAGUCCAGGGCUGACUUUUCAAAUCCCAACCUCCUGAGUUACAGACUCUCUUAAAUAGACUUCCUUAAUUUCCGGAUGUACUUCUUGAAAUUCCCAAUUCUCUUCAAAAUUCCGGGGAAAUUACAAGGGAGAUGAGGGUGGGUGGGGAACUAUGGCCAAGAGAUUUCAUCUUGUCAAGCAAUACGUUUUUGUAUGUCUGAAUCUUUUUUUUUUGGGCGGGGGGAAUACCUGCUAGUCAGACCAGAACAGGGGAAAGUAGAACUUUUGAACUUGAAGAAAGAAAUUAUUGUACACUUUUUUUUCCUUGAAGGCUCAGAAAUAUCCGUUUAUUCUUUAACCACACGGAUGUGUCUAUUUUUGGAGGAAGAAGGAAACAUAUAAAUGCCUGGGUUGCAUUUAUGCUGUAGUUGCAAACACCGAACAGUUAAGAAGGUUUUGCCGAAUUCUGCAAAGCAGCCAACAAAGCGCCUUGGGACCCUUGUAAUACAAGUAGGAAGACUCUUGCUCUCCUUUGGCAAUAUUUUGGAUAGCCUUGAAAAUGACAGCAAACUGUGCUUCAAUUUGACUAAGAAAAGGUUAAACCAUACUGAUAUUCAUCCAAAGUGAUUUUGUGAAAGCAGAUACUUGGUUUUCAUGGGCGAAAAAAAAUGAGAGUUGUGGAAGGUUCACCUAAACUACCAAUUCAAGCAUCCCAGACCACUGAAAUAGUCUGCAUUAUACAUCAGCACUUUCUUUUCAUCGUUACUACUACGUAAAACCUCUGGAAGCACCUUGGGCAUUUUACAUUUUCUUUUCUUUGCUGCACAAGGAAGCAAUCUGCUCCCUGGAAUUCUGAUCUGUCGUGAACAGGACCCUGGCAUAGGCUGUGCUGGGGGCUCUAGGACAAUCCCGCCUCCAAACAGCCCGGUUAAUCGUGAAAAGUGUACACAUUUCUGGCUUAUCUAUGCUUUGUUAUGGGUCUGACGCGAAACUACCUCCUCCCCACCCCACCCCCCAGCAGAGGACCGAAAUCCAGUAGAAUUGUUAGUGUUUCGGAGCUGGAGCCUUGAACUGCUUCCUUGGUCAAAUACGUAACUUUGUUUCUGGUUGUAAAAAAGGCAUUUCAGGGGGGAAAAAAGGAAAAUCGAGAGAAAUUCCAAACGUAAGUCUACUGGGGUGGUUCACGGCGCGGUUUAACUUUGGAGCUGCAGUAUCCUUCCCCGCUUCCAUAAGGGAAAUACCAGGCUAUUCUGCACAUUUUUCGCUUAAGCUCCAUUUUCCAAAGGAAAAGGGGGGUGGGGUCUUUCUAUCUGUGCUUGAUAAUGUUUUUAAAAUGCUUUUCUAUGAAACGAUAAUAGCUGUUAUCAGUAGAAUGCAAAUAAUGCAAAAAUAGGCAAUAUUUCUUUAAAGGGGAAUAUACGGUGGCUUUUUUUUUUUUUUUUUUUUUUUUUAAGCGUGCACACACUGCUUCUCCUGAAGUCUGUGAGUCAGGCUGUUUCUGAGCUCCGAUAGUUUAAUGGAAAGAUUUAUAUACCGACUGUAUUAUUUACUUUGGGAGGGGAGGUGGCAGUAUAAGGGUAUGCUAAUUAGUAGGAGAUUUUGGGGGGAAGGGGUGGAAUAUCAAUUUUUAUUGCAUCACCUGUCAGGAGUGUCCAAUCAGCGUUGGCUUUAGGGGAAUUAAUUGAUGAAGGUGUCUCCGGACGAGCUCGCUUCACUCUGUCAUUUUAUUUGUAGCUAAAGCAGCGGCGGGAAUAGCAGCUGCAUUUCUUUUCUCUUUCUGCCUUCACAUUCCAUUAUCACAGUGCUCCAAUGGAGAAGGAAGAAAUAGAGGGGCCCAGGUACUGAUCUGCAGCGAGGACUCAGACCAACACACACACUGGCAGAUCAGAAACCGGAUGGUUUUUUCCCUCUUUUUGAAAAAAACGAAAACCAAAAAAAAAGCAAGAAUCAAGUCAGUGUAAUUUCAUGGGGUUUUUCCUCCCCCCCGUCCAUAAUUUCGCCUAGAGUUUGGCACUCCCUUCUCCGGGAAUAACAGUCUUUGUUAUUUUAUUAGCAGGAUGCCUUGAGACACACGCAGCAUCUGGCGGAGGAUUAACAUACAUCCAUGUGUAUGUAUGCGUCACGUAUAUAUUUCCUGCAAAUGGUGGGGAUCCUUUAGUGCCCGAGAUGGGAGACCUGAAGUCAGGUUUUGAAGAGGUGGAUGGCGUGAGGCUCGGCUACCUCAUCAUUAAAGGCAAGCAAAUGUUUGCCCUCUCCCAAGUCUUCACAGAUCUGCUGAAAAACAUCCCGAGGACGACCGUGCACAAGCGCAUGGAUCAUCUGAAAGUGAAAAAGCACCACUGCGAUCUGGAGGAGUUGCGGAAACUCAAGGCCAUCAACAGCAUCGCCUUCCACGCCGCCAAAUGCACGCUCAUCUCCCGGGAAGACGUGGAAGCGCUCUACACCUCCUGCAAGACCGAGCGCGUGCUCAAGACCAAGCGCAGGAGGCUCGGCCGGGCCCUGCAGCAGCAGCCGAAUCACCACCACCCCCCUCACCACCACCGGCCGCAGCCCCAUCUCGGCAGCUUUCCCGAGAGUUGCAGCAGCGACUCCGAGUCCAGCUCCUACUCGGAUCAUGCAGCCAACGACUCGGAUUUUGGCUCCAGUUUGUCCAAUUCCAGCAAUUCUGUGUCCUCGGAGGAAGAGGAAGAGGAAGGAGAGGAGGAGGAGGAGGAAGAGGAGGAGGAGGAGGACUCGUCCACCGAGUCGGACUCCAGCUCCGGCUCCAGUCAAGUGUCAGUGCAGAGCAUCCGUUUCAGGCGCACCAGCUUCUGCGAGCCGCCCAGCGUGCAGGCGCAGGCCAACUUCUUGUACCAUCUGGCCUCCGCCGCCGCUGCAACCAAACCCGCUGCUUUCGAGGAUGCCGGCAGACUUCCCGACCUCAAGAGCAGUGUCAAAGCGGAGUCCCCCGAGGAGUGGAAUCUGCAGAGCUGGGCCCCCAAAGCGUCUCCGGUGUACUGCCCGGCCGGCCUGGGCAGUUGUUUCCCAGAGAUAAGGAACGAUAGGGUAUCUGAGAUUACAUUCCCACACUCUGAAAUUUCCAGUACUGUAAAGAGAACUGACCUGACGAUUAACUGCCUGGCAGAGGGGGCCUCUUCACCUAGCCCAAAGACAAACAAUGCAUUUCCACAACAAAGAAUAUUCCGAGAGGCUAGGAAAUGCCCACAAGCAACUCCUACUACACACUGUGCAGAUAACAACACAAUAGCUACUAGGUUCUUCAGUAAUGAGGCUUCGGGAGCAGCAGCAAAUUCCGAAAAAGAUUCCAAAUUCCCACAUUGUCCUGAAUUUGCUACAGAUUUGCCCUCCUCGCAAACUGAUCCCGAAGUGGAUUUAGCAGCAGCAGCUAAAGCCGAGAAUCCCUGCACUGACACAGGCGACAAGGCAUUGCCAUUUCUGCACAAUAUUAAAAUCAAAGUAGAAGACAGUAGUGCUAAUGAAGAAUAUGAACCUGACCUUAUUACAAAUAAGCUAAAGUGCGAGUGCAAUGAUACAAAGGGUGAGUUUUACAAUGUGACUGAAAAUAAAGAGGAGGACGCCUUGUUAACCACAGCCAAGGAAGGGUUUGCAUACCCUCAGAAAGAACCUCCUUCCUUAAACCCACUGGCUCAGAGUCAGGGCCUUUCCUGCACUUUAGGUUCUCCAAAACCUGAGGAUGGGGAAUAUAAAUUUGGUGCCAGGGUGAGAAAAAAUUACCGGACACUAGUACUGGGAAAACGACCUGUCCUUCAGACACCUCCAGUCAAACCAAAUUUGAAAUCAGCUAGAAGCCCUCGUCCUACAGGUAAAACUGAGACACAUGAAGGAACACUGGAUGACUUUACAGUUAUAAACAGACGCAAAAAGGUAGCCAGCAAUGUAGCAUCAGCAGUGAAAAGGCCAUUUAAUUUCAUGGCAAAUUUUCCUUGUCCACCAUCGCUUAUUAUUGGGAAAGAUGGGGAUUUGUGGCCGGCGUAUUCCUUAAACACUACUAAGGAUUCCCAACCUCCUCACAAGGCCCAUCCUAUAUGGAAAUGGCAGCUGGGCGGUUCUGCAAUACCUCUUCCACCUAGUCACAAAUUCAGGAAAUUUAAUUCAUAAAAAUGUUUUGGAAGAUAUUUUCUUGAACCAUAUUACCUUCCUUUUGUUGUAAACUGCACAGGAUGGUUUGUACGAGUCCAUUAAUGGUGUUACACCCCCUUUGGAGUCCUGGUUUAUCCCAUUUUGAAGACAGAAAUCGGAUUACUUUUUUUUUUUUCCA